Molecule: messenger RNA, 1550 nt
Organism: Chara braunii
Lineage: Eukaryota; Viridiplantae; Streptophyta; Charophyceae; Charales; Characeae
Source: the annotation of a GenBank genome assembly
ACGCGAAAUUUCUCUUCGGGAAGGACGACCUCGACGAUGCGUGUAGAAGAGCAACUGGUAAGCACAGGAUGCAAUGUGACAGUACUUCUCCGAGCGUACUUAGACGAGGACUUGCCGGCGAGUGAGCGCAGACAACGAGCCAGGGAUUUGAUCCACGAGCGUAGAGCUGAUGUACUGGCGCGAGUGACCUUCCAGACCUCGAUUACUUAUGAUGUGAUGAUAUGGUCUCAUGGUUAUAUGCGCGCGGAGCACUACCAGGAUGAGACGGUAGAGGAGGCUAGAGCAAGGCAGCGCGACGAGUCGUGGGGAUGGUACAACCGAGGGGACCGACGCGAUGAGUCACGAGGACGAUAUGACUCGGGGAACCGCCAGAAUGAUUCACGAGGGCGGUAUGAGCAAGGAGGGUCUGGAGGAGACCGGCGCAACGAUUCGCGCGGUCGGAAUGAGAGAGGGGGAUAUGGCGUCUCAUCAGAGCCAUAUUCAAAGUCGCCUGACCCCAAGGCGGCCAGGAAUUCGAUCUCUAGAGGUGCAGACGACAGGGCAUCUACUCCCAGGAACUCAUGCGUCUACUGUAGAGGAGAAGAUCAUAUCAAGAGGGAUUGCCCGGACCUCAAACGGGCAAUAGAAGAGAGACUUGUCGUGCUUGACGACCGUAAGUACGUCAAGUGGGCAGAUGAUCUCGAAGAUGUAUCGAUGUUCCCUUCGAUGAAGGAGAAUGUCGAAGCAAGGAGAAUAAGGACGAGUAAAGGAAUGGAGCCGGUCAGGAGCCAGAGCAUCAAGAUAACCUUUGAGGGGGACAUGGCGACCACACCCAUAAGGGUGGGAGCCACCAAGUCGGCGAGAGCGUUUACAUCRAAAAAAACUGACACGGAUUACGUGAUGGCGGAGAAGGACGGGCAGCGGGUCGAUGGAGAGGAGGUUAUCCUUUCACCGCGAAAGCGGGGAGUGAAGAAGUUCUUAAUGAAGAGUUCGCUGGACGAGAUUGACACGGUCGAGCCACUGAGGCGGGCCCUUCGGCAACCCAUGCAGUGCUCUAUUCUGGAGUACCUGGCUGCAUUGAAGCCGGAUCGUGAUGAGUUACAGAUGAUCACGCGGAAGACUCGCAUACCUCUAUCGGAGGAGGGUCAGGGGGACCCUAAGACGGAAGCUUCUACAGUAGCAGUAACGGGGGUGACUGCCAGAGCGGAUCGCAUGGCGACCGUCCUUCUCGAUGGAAUGGAAGGUGUGCCUCCAAACAAGUUUUAUAUACUUGGUAGCGGAGCCGUGGAGACGAUUAUAAACGAUGGAGCGGUACUCGAUGCUGUGAUUGAUAACGGCAGUGAGGCUGUCAUCAUAGACGAGGACCUAGCGGUACAAGUUGGACUGGGCCUCGAUAGGUCAUACCUAUUCGAGAUAGAGACGGCUGAUGGGAGAAAGCAACGGAUCACUGGAGUUUGUCACAAGGCAGCCAUAGAGGUCCAAGGGGUAUGAGUGACCCUGCCUGUCUUUGCAGUCAAGAACUGCAGCUCCGACCUGCUCUUGGGUCGAACGUGGCUGAGCCACGUGCAUGC